UCCUUGCAAACAUUUCAAACUCUCUCACUUCUCAUUUUCCUCCUAUAGAAUCAAAAAUUUCCCUCUCCUCCCUCUUCUUUUAAUUUCCUCCACCAACCCCUCUUUUUCCCACCUAGGAACAAUUAUUUUUAUUCCAUAUAAAACCAUAUAAUUAAAUACUUGCCACUUCUUUCAUUUCUUUACUUGAAAAAGAUUUUUUUAAAUAUGGUUGGGAAAAUUAGCUCGGAUCUUCCUCCUGGAUUUAGGUUUCAUCCUACUGAUGAAGAAUUAAUCAUGUAUUAUCUUCGAUAUCAAGCUACCUCGAGGCCAUGUCCCGUUUCAAUUAUCCCCGAAGUUGAUCUAUACAAAUUCGAUCCCUGGGAAUUGCCUGAGAAAGCUGAAUUUGGAGAAAAUGAAUGGUAUUUCUUCACCCCUCGUGAUAGGAAAUAUCCAAAUGGUGUUAGGCCAAAUAGAGCAGCUGUUUCAGGUUAUUGGAAGGCUACAGGAACUGAUAAAGCUAUUUAUAGUGCAUCUAAAUAUGUUGGUGUAAAAAAAGCUCUUGUUUUUUAUAAAGGAAAACCUCCAAAAGGUGUCAAGACUGAUUGGAUUAUGCAUGAAUAUCGUUUAAAUGAAUCAAGAUCUCAACCUAACAAGCAAAGUGGCUCUAUGAGGUUAGAUGAUUGGGUACUUUGUAGAAUUUAUAAGAAGAAAAAUAUGGGAAAAAGUAUGGAGAUGAUGAAAGCUGAAGAAGAAGAAUCAGAGGCUCAAAUUGAGAUUACCAAUAAUGAUAUUGAAGUUGUUGGUGCUACUACUAGUGGACCACAAACAAACAAAUUGCCAAGGAAUUGUUCAUUGUCACAUCUACUAGAAUUGGAUUAUUUUGGGUCAAUUCCACAAUUGCUAGGUGACAAUUCAUACCAUACAAGUUUUGAUAUUGACCAAAGUUACACGAUGAAUAGUGUUAAUACAAAUGUGGUUCAUCAAAUGGAGAAAUCUCAGCUAGGGGAAGUGUCACACCAACAUAAUAGCCAAAAUAAUAAUUAUAAUAUCUUCUUCAACCAGCAGCCAGUUUUUGUAAAUCCAGCUUUUCAAUUUCAGUGACAAAAAGUUCCACAGAACUGUCGUAUGGGGUACUAUGAGGCCCACGACUUUCUCGAUCACCUCGUUCUUCAACCAUAAGUUAGUAUGUGGCUAAAGUCUUUCCGAUGGUAACAUAUAUUACGCUGUAGAAUGCUAUUGGAUGAAGCUGACAGCAUGGAAAUUUUCAACAAUUGUAAAAUAUUAUAGUGGAAAGUGACAUUAUGUGAUUGGUAUUAUCAGCAAGAAAUCUCUAGUACAGAAAAAAAGAAGGGGUGGGGGCAACAAACUGUUGUAUUUGUAGAAUUUAGUUUAGUUUCUCACCUUGUGUUUGGCAAAACUAAUUUCCUUGUGAAAUUGUAAUGAAUAUUUUUCUGCAGUACUCUACA
This is a messenger RNA of Nicotiana tabacum (common tobacco), 1445 nucleotides long. RefSeq names its product NAC domain-containing protein 1. The record is from RefSeq and is a predicted model, not a curated record. Gene Ontology annotation, molecular function: DNA binding. Gene Ontology annotation, biological process: regulation of DNA-templated transcription. NCBI's taxonomy places the organism in Eukaryota, Viridiplantae, Streptophyta, Magnoliopsida, Solanales, Solanaceae.